Molecule: messenger RNA, 8190 nt
Organism: Plasmodium gonderi
Lineage: Eukaryota; Apicomplexa; Aconoidasida; Haemosporida; Plasmodiidae
Product: THO complex subunit 2
Exons: 4
Coding region: 1-8190 (2729 amino acids)
Biological process (GO): mRNA export from nucleus; mRNA processing
Cellular component (GO): THO complex part of transcription export complex
Molecular function (GO): mRNA binding
Source: RefSeq, a predicted model, not a curated record
AUGAUGGGAAUCCAAAUAGAACGACGUUUCUAUAAAGAAGAUAGAGAGAAAGAAAUAUGCAAGGAAGAAGAUAAUAUAGUUUACUCUAAUAAUAUUACUCCAACUGGGCAUAAUCAAGAUGGUAAGAAUAGAGGGAAAAAAUCAAAGGAUGCAUCUUACAUACAAAAUCAUAAUCAAUGCACCACAUCAUUGAGGUCUAUUGUUAGUUAUCAAACUGAAGAAAAUAAAAAUGAAUUCAUAAAAGUAGAUGAAGAUUUAAAAUUUUUAACUGCAAAUGAUGUGCAAUUUAAAAUUCCCCUAAAAGAGCAGUGUGACAUGAAAGGUAUGUUCAACAAAUUGAUUGAUGAAAUUAAAUGCAAAAAUUACCUGAACGUGUACAGAAAAACUUACGUAGAAUCGUUUAGAAGAAAUCAAGUAAAAAUUCAAAAAGAUUCAAUUUUUUACAGCAUUGGAAAUGAAAACACAGAAAAUGCAUGCAACAUUAGGAACACUCAAUGUAUGCACAUUGUGAACAAAGUUAGCAGUUCCACGUUGAUAAAUUAUUACUUUGAAAAAAUGAAAAAUAGUUUAUGUCUCUUUUACUUUGACUUUUUUAUGUGCAUCUUAAAAGGAGCCAUAACGGUGGAAAGCGGGGUCAAUUUUAUUGCCCUAGAGUUGUCUGAACUUCACAGGGAGAAUUUUGAAAGAUUAUUAGAAUUCAUUCUUCAGAAGGAUGAGGCGAAGAGAGACAGCCACAAUCAGAAGGGUGAUGAUGCGAAGGGAGAUAAAGGUGGGCAUGCAGAGGACACUUUCCAUAGGGAUGAGCAUGGAGAGGACACUUCCCAUAGGGAUGAGCAUGGAGAGGACACUUCCCAUAGGGAUGAGCAUGGAGAGGACACUUUCCAUAGGGAUGAGCAUGGAGAGGACACUUCCCAUAGGGAUGAGCAUGGAGAGGACACUUCCCAUAGGGAUGAGCAUGAAGAGGACAUUUCCCAUAAGGAGGGAGAUGCUGGCUCAGCUGCUGAAGAGACAAACGCAAGAAAUCUGCUUUUCAAGAACACCUUUUCGAGACAUAUUAAGGAACUGAUUCUGAACAGUCUGCAUUAUCUAAUCGAGAUACUAGAACCUAUGAAAGAACAGAACUGCAUGGCGUAUGGUAAAUAUAAAGACACCAUUGCCAAUUGCAUCAAAGCGCUUGAAGCAAAAAGUGUAAUAACAUAUAAAGAAGCAACAACAUACAUUGAAUGUAAGAAUUUCGAUAAAUUAAGUAUAUUCAAUAAAGAUCUAAACAAACUCAUUACUAAAAUGCGAACAAAAAAUAUGUACAGCAUAUCGGUAUACAACUUAUUAAGAGAAAAUAUAAAUGGAUAUUCAAAAAUUAUUUUUCUUCUUGAGAAUUUUUUCUCUUCAGAGGGAAAAAACCUCCAUCCAUCAUAUGAACUUAUGAACAAAGAGAAAAAUGGUUUGUUAAAAAAUAAAAAAAAAAAAAAAAAAACUAUUUUAAAGUUGUUUUUAAAAUAUAAAUACAAAAAUAAAAGGGAAUUUGACAAACGAGUGGGAAGUAGAAGUAAAACAAAUUCACUUAGUCCAUCUUGUCAAGACAGGAAGAAUUACAAUUUUGAAAUGCAGACUGUUAAUCCACUGAAUUGCUAUUCUUCACUGUCUGUUUUGCAUUCCUCAGAACAGAAAAAUCGUUCCGAAUUUGCACAAACGUCAGAAAGGUUAAAAGUGCUAGAAGCGCCAAAAAUGUCAGAAGCGCCAAAAAUGUCAGAAGCGCCAGAAAUGUCAGAAGCGCCAGAAAUGUCAGUUAAUCUCACACACCACAAAUGGAAGAAAAAAUACAAUGCAAACAUAAAAAAAAUGUGGAAACGACACCUGAAGUGCUACUAUUGCACCGAUUUAAUAAAACUAAAAAACCAGAUUUUUACAAUUGCAGGACUUCAUAAUUUAUGUCCAAGAAGAAUAUUGUCAAUUUUUCUUUUUUUUUAUGAACAGAAUGUAGAUAAUCCAAAACAGCUACUUCCGUUGUUUUUUUUAUACACAAAAGAAAUAAUUACUGAUAUUAUACUUCUCGAAUUAAAAAUGAAAAAUAAUUACAUUAAAGAAAUGGAAGAAAAAGAAUUACAAAAGUUAAAGGUACUCAAUAGAGAUGAGGAAGAUUCAGAAAAAGGUGUUACUAACAAAACAAAAUCGUAUGAUCACUUUUUUCUUAAUACCAAUAAUUUCUUCACAUCAAAUUAUUUUAAAAUGUGUUCUAUUCUCAUUUUAAAUGACCUACUUAACUUUAACACUUUUUAUGAACACUUACUUCCAAAUGAUGAAUUAUUUCAAAUAACAUUUAAACAGUUAUAUCAUAAAUUCUGCAUCGAUUAUGAAAAUUCUACAUCUGAUAGGUUAACUCCUUUUUUCUUCUAUUACAUUCCCAUGAAUAUAACUAAAUUAUAUACCUUGUAUAAUAAAGUCCGCAGGUACAAUCAGAAGAAUAAAACGGGUGAUAAAACCACACGGUGCAGCACUGGUGCUGUAGACCAAACUACAAAUAGUAAUAGUAAUAAUAAUACUACAAAUGGUAAUAAUAAUAAUAAUAGUAGUAGUAGUAAUAAUAAUAAUAGUAGUAGUAAUAAUAACAAUCCAUGGAACAACAACAACACCUCAGAUGAUAUUGCUCAAAAAGGAGAUUUCUAUCACAAUGAAAAAAACUGUAACAUUAUAAAUUUGUGGAAUGCAAACAAUGAGAAUAGCCUUACUCAGCACAUGUGCAGCACUGCCAGAUUCAGCAGUCUCGUUGAUGGAUCCUCAUCAAAAUCGGGUAAAAGCUCCAAAGGUAUAAACACAUUUAAUACAUCUACCUCUUGUAGCACAUACCACAUUUUCAACUUUUUUUCAAUGUGCAAUCUAGAAAAAAUCCUAGAAGAAGCAAACCCCGAUCAUGUCCAAGACCUUGUGGUGCACUAUCUCCUGAAUAACAAAAAUACCGAUAUAAAAAAACAACAUGAACAAAUUGCAGAUCUACAGAAUAAAGAAGCAAUCGAAUUUUACCUCUUUGAUAUGAUCCACAACAAAUUGAAUAAUGGGGAAAAUUUUGUUAAAAAUUACAUAGAAAGAGAAAUAAAAAUAAGGAAUGAAAUAACCAAUUCAAAAUAUCUGACUUACACGAAUUCGUAUAAUUAUUUAUUUCUUCAGGAAGAUAACUAUUUUUUUCGUUUAGGACGAAUUUUUUUCAUGAGAAAUCCAAAAUUUUUAUUCCUUUCAUCUUUAAUUAAUUUAAAUGCAUGGAAUUAUGUUCGUACUAUAUUAGAUCAUUUGUCCACGUAUCAGUGUAACCCAUUCCUUAACUACUAUGUCUGUUUAUCAAUUUCGAGACUUUUAUCUUAUGUCAUAUCUUCCUUCGAAAGGGCAUACUUACCUAAAGGUCGUGCACGUAACCUCGAUCAGAAAAUCCAACUUAAUGGAAAAUCAGUAGUUGGUUCUAAUAGAUGCAAGAUGAGGAAAUUAAACGAUGGUGAUGCAGUACUGGAGGGAGCAGAAGAGGAAGAAGAAGAAGAAGAAGAAGAAGAAGAAGAAGAAGAAGAAAAUGAGGAGGAAGAAGAAGAAAAAGAAGAAGAGGAAAAAACGAAUAAGGUGGGGCGGUCGAAAAAAGUGGAUAAAACAGAAGACGAGACAAACAAGAUGGAAAAUGGGCCAUGUUUCUUCUGUAGCAUCAACAUGAACACGAAGAAGCUGUGUAGCUAUCAGUGCAUUAAAGUUAUAAAUAGAAAUAAGAGACACAUGCAAAAGUUGUUUAAGAACGAGAAGAAAAUUCAAAACAAGAAAAAAAAAAUAAAGCAACUCUUAAAAUGGAGCUAUUACAAUAUGAACAAAUCGAAGAAACCAACGAACUCACAAAAUGGAAACAGUUACCAUAACAAGCUUUUACAAAAGAAUACAAAAACAGUUAAUAAGAAAAUAAAAUUUAACUCCAAUCAGAUGAAAUGUUACUAUAGGAACAGCAUCCCAAAUUUCAUGAUAAAGCAACUUUUAUUAUGCUGUAGAGCUCCAGAAUCUGAAGAUUCAUCUGUUGUCUCAUCCCAAGACGAAUCAAAUUAUACAUCAGAAGGAUUUAUGAAUAAGGAAAGAAAGGGAUCGUCAAACCAAAGAAUCCACACGAUUUCUCUACAUCAUGAGGUAAAGAGAAAUUGUGACACAUCUGGAAUCAUACCCGAAGAGACCAAUGUACCAAUAGAACCCAUGUCUAAUGGAAUCAUGCAGGACAAAGAAAACCAUAUGCAAUGUAAUAUUGCUAGUCAGAACCCGAAUCUCGAUACUACUGUGAAUGCAAAAAUAAACUUUGAUACAUUCUUGAACUAUUUCUCAUGCAACAGAUCCAACAAUUAUAUGAAGAAAAUAAAAACAGAAGACGAUUUUUUCGACAGAAUAUUGGAAUACAUAAAAUUUUUGGGAUAUUUUGGAUAUUUGUACAAAUCAUUAGUUCGAAGAUUAUUAAACAUAAUCAAAGUGUACGUGAAAAGGAAGAUAAGUCAAGGAAAAAAUUUUCACAACAAUUUUGAUAAACUGUUCAUAAAAUUUUUUUUCUUGUGUCCAAUCAAUGAUGAUGGGGAGGGAUCUGUGACAGGAAAUAAUUCUAAUCCUAGCAACAGCCGUGGUAAUUCUAACAGUUUAAAUGAUGAUAUAUGGAAUGUAUUUCGUCUCAUUCCAGUGUCUAGAAGAUACAAAAUAUACAUGAAGUUUUACAGCAAGAUAGAGAAAUACAAGAGGAGCAUUUCGAAGGUAAAAAUGUGUUCUGAACUUGGAGGUGAAACCAGCAACAAAGCAGAAGGUGAAGUAGAAGAAGGGAAAAAAGUAGAAGAAGGGGCAAAAAAAAAUAACAAUAAUGAUAGCAAUAAUGAUAGAAAUAAGGAUAACAAUAAUGACAGAAAUAAGGAUAACAAUAAUGACAGAAAUAAGGAUAACAAUAAUGACAGAAAUAAGGAUAACAAUAAUGACAGAAAUAAGGAUAACAAUAGUAAUAACAGUAGUAAUAAUAAAGGGGAGGAGAAAGAAACAGCACAACAUAAGAAGCUCCCUCCAUGCAGCAGAAGUAAAGGGGACAACUACCCCUCUGCAGAAAAUCCUCCUUUCUGUCGUGAUUCAAAAUUGCCAAUUGUUCCAUAUGCCAAAACAGCAAUAUUUUUAUCAAAUAUCAAUUUUGAACUUGUAAAAAACAAAUUGAGAAAAAUUAUAAAAAGAAUAACAUCUGACAUAUUAAAAGAUAGAUAUAAUAGUAAAGUGCAAAACAUGUUAAGUCAAUUGACAAGAGUGAUAAACAGAAACCCUUUCAUCACAGCAGAUGUUAUUUUGCAACAAUGUGAAUUAUUUGAUAACAAUAUGAUUAUAACACUUUCAGAAUCGAUUAAAAAUAUUCAUAGCUUUUCUAGUGAUAUAUUCCUGUUCAAAAUUGUGGAAAGACAACAAUUAUUAAAUGUUCACAAUUAUCAGUUAAGUAAACAGUACAGUUUCAACAAUUCAGAUUUAUUUGAUGAUUCUAUUUUUAAACCCAAGAAAUUGAUUAAUCUAUCUCUAGUCAGUGCAAAAUUUUUGUCAAAACAUCCUUUUACAGAUUUUUAUCCACUUAUUAUUUCAAUAGUUAAGAGAAUAUUUUCUGAACUCCACAUAUCAGAUGAACUCUUCCUUAGAAAUAGAAACAAGUGUACAUUACAUAUGGUGGAUUCUCUUCCCAUGAACCUUGUUAAUCACACCCGGUCGAAUGAAGAGGGAGAAUUUUAUCAAACAGAGAGAAAUGAAUACAUCGGAGUGUGUAGCAAAAAUGAACAAAACCAUGAGAUGUUACAGGAUGUUGGCACUAAGCCCGUCCAGGAAAAACCAAGUUGCAAAGACGUAAACGGGUUCAGCGGCCAGUUCAGAGGUCAGUGCACCUCCCAGUGCAACUGCGAGAGGUGCAACAAACAUCGUGGUGAAUUGAAAGUGAGAAUACUAACGGCGAGGAAUAAAAAAUAUCCAGAUGUUAUGUCUGGAUACAUAUUUGAUAUAGAUUAUAUUCAGAAACUUGUCGAAAUUUAUGGUGGAACAAACGCAUCUGUAGAUGUACAAGAACUUAAUGAAGAUCAACUGAACGCACAAUGUGGAUUUAAAUUAUUAAAAAAAGAAAUUAUGAUUUUAGAAGAAAAUUUCAAUUUUAAAAUGAAUAAUAUAGAAUAUGAACAUAUAGAAAAAGCCGAAAUAGAAGAUGAGAAAUUACAAAAAUUAUGUAUAGAAAAUGCGACAGAAAUUUUAUCGAAUCCAAAUGUAGUAUAUUUGUUUUUAUUCAUUUUAUCGAAAUUAAAAUAUGAAUAUCUAUUUGAUAGUAAUACCAAUAACUUAAGAAAUUUAUCAUCUCUAAUAGACAAAAUAGAUGCAGUUCUUUUGCAAUUUAUUGAUUUCCUACAAACCAAUUCGGAGCCGUAUCUUUAUUUCACCUACAUCCCAAGCAUAAUUAACAUAUUUUCUUUUUUUGACAUUUCACAAUCAUUUCACAUUAUCAGAUUUGCAUUUCCUUUCUUUCAUGACAAAGACACAGUAAUGAAUCAACAAACAGUUUACUCAUCUUUAUAUGAAAUGAAAUUGAAUGAAAAAAACGUCAGAAGUAAUAACAUCUCAUCUGAUAAGAUUGAAGACAACUCAUGCUUUCGUGAACGUGAACAUACAACGAGCGAAGGACAUGUACACUCACAUGCUCAUCCGGAUAACGCAAGAAAGUGUAGAAAAGACACAGACAAAAAAACAUGUAAAGAAAGUUUAAAUGAAAGAAUCAGUGAUAACAAGGAACCAAUCGAUUGGGAACAAAAAUGUGAAAUAGAAGAACAAUGCAACUUAUCGGGAUAUGAUGAACCAACAUUUAAUCAGUGUAAUCAAGAAAAAUGGAAACAAAUAAUGACCCCCAUAAUAGAAAGGUACCUAAGUAUUGAAAAUUUAAACGGUAUUAACAUGAACUUUUACCUAACUUAUUGGAGACUUAGUAUCACAGAUAUUUACGUUCCACAUAAGCAAUACAUAAAAGUGAUAGAUAAAUAUGAUUUGUUUAUAAAAAAGUUGGAAAAAUACCAUGAAGAAAAUAAAAAAAAUGAAGAUUACAAAUGGAUUCAUAAAAAAAUUAAAAAAUUACGUUUCAAAAGAAUAAGUAUGAAUAAAGAAUAUGAAUAUCAUAUAACACAUACAGAAAAGAUAAAAAAAUAUUUAUCUCAUGUAGUUGAACAUUGGGUAAACCCACAAGAAAUCGAUCUUACAACCUUUACAGCUUUUGUUAAAUGUUUAAUUGCACCCAGAAUAUUAAAUAGCGAAAAAGAUUCUCUAUUUUGUUCAAAAUUUAUACAAAUGUUACUUGAAUUUCGUACGCCACUAUUUAAUUUCUGUUUAUUAGUUUAUGUAUGUAUAAAAAUGUUAAUGCCACUUAUAAAUGCAUGUACAGAAAAGGAGGCUCUAAAUAUAGGAAUAUUUUUUAAUGAACUUUUUAUUUACAUCUAUCAAUUAUGUGAUGAUUCCAAAUACUUCAAAAAUAUUUCAGAAGAAAAUCCAUGCUUUAGCGAUACUCUAAAUUUCGAAUCCAAAAUCACAAUUGAACAUUCUUGUAUUCUUGAAAAAGUUACCAAGUGGGAAAAGCUUCUCGUCUCCUUACUUUUCGAAAAUAAUAACUAUCAAAAGUCAUGGAUUAAUUCAAAAUCGGUUGUCAUUUUCUUAUUUCGUUUGUUGAAUUCCUUUCCAUAUUCAAGCAAAAUUAAAAAUUCCAUAAAAAAGUAUCUCCAAAAUUUAAACACAUUUGCUCAAAACAGAGGCUGGAAAGACAUUGCAAUUUCAGUCAACAGUUUGAAGACCAUCAUGGAGAGAAAUCGUAAAGCAUCCGAGAAGGAGAAAACAGAAGGGUCCGAAAUGAAAUCUCAAGAAAACAAGAUUAACUCAUCCAAACCAAGCGGUAUGACAAAUGCAACAUCAACCCAUAACACAGAUGUAAACGUCACGAUGAAUCCAUUUAACACAUCUACUCCAAUUCAUAUGAACUCGAACCCGACAUUUGUGCCCAUAACGAAAAAUAUGUAUAAUCCAAAUAUAUACCCAGUUGUACACAAUUCUAUGAACAUUCCACCGAAGCCAUACAUGAAAGAUAAUCCAUUUAACAAUCAAAUUCCUCCACCGCAGGAUCCAAAUAAGUACUAUAUUAAAAGAAAAUUCAGAUUUUUCUAA